AAAUAUGAACAUGCUCAUAGGGGUAAACACAUACAUAUGUAUGUAUACUCGUAUAUGUAUGUGUUGCGCUAGUUGACGCGGGAAGCUCAGAUCAGAUUAUCGAUCAUUCUAAUUCCAUAAUCCAUUCUACGACGGGAAAAACCGACUCGCUCCUUGUCAAAAUAUUAAAUACAUGCAGAAUAAUAUUUGCAUAUGUCACAAGUGUGGUUCUAGGGUUCUUAAUGCAUUUUUUAAAUAACAUCAGCCUGUUGAUCAAUUGUUGGCGCUCGUGUAUGUCACCAGGAUGGCGAUGGCGGCCUAGUGUAGUGGGUUUUUUUGUAUAGUUCAAAAUAUAUACAUACAUAUAUGCAUCUCCAUACAUACGUAAAUGUGCGAGGUCUGUGAAAAAAGAACGCUGCUUAGAUUCACGCUAGAGUGUGUGACUCGUAUUUCGAAUUUGCCUCGAAAUUUGUUUACAUUAAAUCGCUGACUCUUCAUCAAUACUCCCGUUACAUGUCAAUGUGUGUGUUCUUUUUCGUGUUCGUGUUUGGAAGCUCUUCCAGUAAUUCUGGGAAUCCAGCUCAUUUGGAUAUUGAAUUUGCAGCGCAGCGGAAACAACGCUCUUCUCCACAAUCUUUCUCGCAUCUUUGAAGUUUUUCAACGUUGAUUUCACCAAACGGGAUGUUUAACGGCAACUUAAGCAAACUGGAGGAGAACCCCCGUUGCCAGGGCAAUCGGAUUCUGAUCACUCACUAUGUCAGCCCCCAACAGUUCUGGUACAUCAGUGCCAAGGAUGUGGAGGCUUGCAGUGCGCUAGUGCGACAAAUGGAGCUGCAACUGCUCGAACACUGCAGGCCCGUGAACCAACGAACGUCCUACUGUGAGUUUCUGGAGGUAAUUGUGCGGUACAUGCUAGGCAGUCCCCCGAAGCUGCUCCGUGGCGUCAUUCGGAAGCGCAAGGGAGAGGAGUACCUGGUGUUUGCCCUAGACUAUGGCUUUACCAUUAACUGCACAGCCAGAGACCUGUGGUUGCUGCCCGAAAACCUAAACAAAAAAUUCUAUGACGUUCAAAUGGGAGGAGUGGCGUUCAUUACGCCCUAUAAUGGAAGCACCUGGACGAAGGCUGCACUGAGCGUCUUUGGUCAGAAGCUGGAGGAGGCCCACCUGUUAUUCCUCGACAUUAAAUAUCAGGGGCCCAUGAACGAGAAUUUUGGAACAUUAUGGAUAAAUUCGAACGGCCAAAGCGGCCAAGCUGUGGAUGCAGUCGUCUAUCUGGAGGAGCGACAAUAUGGACGCAGAGAGAACAGCAGCAACAUGCCUCCCUACCUCGAUCCCUUGUCCUUUGACUUGGCGGAUAUCAACGACGUGGAGCUCAAGGCAGGGUUGCGUGCCACAAAAAUAAUUCAGCUAGUGGCGGCCGCUCCUCCCUUGGCCAUCGAACAGAACCGCGCUGACUGCUCCAAAGCCCUGUCCAACACGGAAGUUCGAGUGGAGAGGAAUCCAAUCAGACAGACCUCAACAAGCAAUCAAAACUACCAAAAGAGGCGAAGUCAGCAGUGUCCCUCCAAGGAUCCCAUGAAGCUGGAUAGACUUUUGCAGCUGCGCAGCGAACAGCCCAUACCGGACGCGGCCCGGCGUCUGAGCAAGGUCAGCGGCUUAGACGGCAACUCUGUCCAAACGGCUCUCAUCAGCGGAUCAAGCCAAAAGGAAAACCUAGAGGAGAACGUGGAAAAAAGAAAUCAAAUGGAGGCACACGGGAAACUCGGCAAAGAAUCACCCGAUAGAGCAGGACCACAACUGGCCAGCCUGGCAGAUCGAUUAAAGGGGCUCAAGCUGACGAGCCGUCCCUCGAUGAGUGAAGGUUCUCCUAGCAGAUAUUCUGGAUUGUUGGCUAGUCAGGAAACCAUCCAUACGAAUAACCAACGGAGCGAACCCUCAGAGCCAAGAAGUAGUUUCUUGACCGCCUCACCUUCAGCACAGGACAUGGUCACGCGCAUUCUGUUUAAGGGAGAUGCCACAGCUGGGAAAGCCGAAGGAGCUCAGCCGAAACUAUUUCAGAGGAUAAACGUCUCAUUGGCCAGCAGGGUGUUGACCCACAGCUAUCAGCCAUCAGUGUCAGUGGACGUCGCCCGGAACUUGAGCGAGGCAGCGCUCGGGAAGGAGAUUGAGAGCGUUUUGCAGAAGCUGAACUACCGGACUCCUUUGUCCACGCAAUGCUUUGCCUGGCCACACCUCAUGAAGGGCAACUCCCUGCUGCUGGUGAAUGCCUCGGGCACAGGUCGCUCCUGGUGCUAUCUCCCGGCGCUCUGCUCGUUGGUGAUGCGCUCCAUGGAAGCAGAUGGAGAAAGUUUCAAGAGAGGGCCAGUGGCCGUAUUGCUUACCGAAUCCUCGGUCAACGCCAAGAUGCUGGCGAACCACUGUUCUCUUCUGAUGCAGGACUUCCAAACUCCAUUCUUCAAAGUGGUUAACACCCACGACCAAUCCGAGGUCGAUGUGGUCUCCAUGCUGCUCGGCUCGUGUGGCGUCCUCGUGUCCACACUUGCAAAUCUGAAUGCCCUGAUGGACUAUAAACGCAAGGGUCUACCCCUCUUCGAUCCAGCGUGUCUGAAACACGUAGUCCUGGACGACUACGAUCGCAUGCAGCUGGCUGCUCCACAUCUCCUGAACGAUGUUAUUAAUCGGCUGCGCCGUUUGCUGCCUUCGAAAAUUCAGCUCGUUCUGGUGGCCAAGCACUGGCAUGAGCUGGCGUUUCAGAAGCUGCUCCAAUGGACCCCGACUAAUCUGCUGAUCUUUGGGGACUUCCUUGAGGCGGCCGUGUACGGGGGCGUGAAUUUAACGAUGUGUGUGGGGCAGUCACAGAAAAAGGCCGCUCAGCUCCUAAAAUUCUUGGCCUCGCAGACGCCGCCACAGAAGCGAACGAUCAUAUUCUGCAACAGUCAAGAGGAGAUGGUGCAAUUGAGAAAUGUUCUGGUCGGAGCUGGACAUCAGUGCCUGACCAUCUCGAAAGCCCACGCGCAGGAACCACACGAACUGCUGCUGGUCUACGACGACAACCAACUGCAGCUGCGAGAGCGGAACAAAGAGCUACUCGUCCACUUUAGCCUCCCGGAAUCGUGGUCGAAGUUCGCUCUGCGAUUCCAUGUUAUGGCUGAUCGGGUGCCGAACCGUUUGGCCGAGCCGCUGGUCCCGCCUCCCACCAUUGCUUCCCACGUAAUGCUGGAUGAGAGCAACUCCCUGUAUGGGCCCUCUUUGCUAAGGUUCCUCAAUGUGCACGGACUCUCCACGGACAAUUUGUCGGAGCAGCUGUCCUUCUUUCAGCCUAAGGGCGAGUGCACUCUGAGGCAGGAAAUCAUGCGGCAGCACUUACUCAAGGCGGACACACAGUCUUCGAGUAAUCCUUGCCAGCAAUCCGAGGCCCUCGUGCGGCAGCACUUACUCAAGGCGGACGCACAGUCUUCGAGUAAUCCUUGCCAGCAAUCCGAGGCCCUCGUGCGCUGCAGGCUCUGCAAGAUCUACGACCCAGUUCACAUGGCUCUCUGGCCCACAGAAUACAUGCUGGCAGGCACUACGGCGUGGGUGGAGGCGCCCUUUCCGGCCAGUCGGUGGAUUGCAGAGGUGGAGAUGAGUGUGGGACCCAGCUCAAAGCAGCACCAUCCAGUCCGCGUCUCCGACGUCUGCAUCGUGCAUCACCAGGGGCUCCACAAACGAGUCCGCGUCAUUGACAUUCCCACAGAACAAUCGGUGACUGUGCAAUUGAUGGACCACGGCACGGAGCUGAUCCAGAUCAGACCCUGGCACCUUCUGGAGUGCGAUGCGAAGUUUACAGCUCUACCACUCCUGGCCAUGGAUGUUAAGCUGUCCUGUGUGGAGCCUGCGGCAGGACAGGCAAGCUGGUCGCCGGAGUCCCUCAAGUGGGUGCACGAUACGUUCCACGGUCUACAAGAUGGACAACACAUUCUGAUAACCGUGGACUUCUCCAUGCUCGACGUCGUCUACGUCAAGGAAAUCGCCCUGAUCGAGGAAUGCCCCUCGCUGCGCACCAGUGUGUACAGAUCUGUUCUUCGAAAGGAGUUGAUCGCGCGAGGAUUUGGCAAACUGGCGACAAAAAGCAUCGAUCAGGGUCCGCCGGCACCACUGUCCUGCAGAGGCUUGGCUUCGAUCAGCGAAAAAGUCAAGCCUCAGGUGAACAAAGAAGUUACGAAAACAGAUAUAAAGGAAGACCAGGUGAAAGUAGCAAUUGCAGAUGCCAAGGACAUCGUCACAAUGGAAGCCAGUAGCAGCGCAUUGGAGGAGCAGAACAAAACUCUGGAGAAAGCCGACUGCCCGAGUAAUCCCCCAACGGUUGAUCCAAUUUUAGACGGAUCUCAACGGGCGUUCCUGGAGCUGCUAAGGGGAGAGUUAGCCAACGAGAAUUCGUCAAGCGCAGAGACCCGUCGAUUCCUGCAAAGCAUUGUAGCUGGCGAUGAAGGGGAGGGUUCCAUGGCUCCCACAGAAACUGCAAAAACAAUCGAAAUACCAGAGCCGAGUCCAAUUCGUUGCGUAGAUGAUGCAUCACCAAGAACAUCAGUGCAAGAGCCAUCGAAGGAUCAGGUGAUGAAAGCCCUACAGUGUGCCAAGACAGUUGGGGAGACGACGGCCUGGCCUAUGGUCAAGUGGCACCAGACCCUCAGCCAAAUCGAACUCAUUUUUGAGCAGAAGGUGUCGGAGUAUGAACUGUUUGUUCGGGGGAACUUUCUGUCGUAUUUUGUGUCGGAGACCUCGCCUCCCCAGAGGUGCUUUAUGAAUCUUCUGGGCGAUGUGAGGAUCGCUUCGGAAAAGCAGCACGGUUACUCCCUGCAUGUGAAGCUGUCCAAAGUUGGCUCCCUGUUCUACUGGCCAACUCUUCUCAACUCGCUGUACACGCAGCAGCAUAGCCAUUGGUUGUCCUACGAUGUGGAGCGAGCCAAGGAGCCGCCCUCACCCAUGGGCCUGCUUCUGUGGGAGCGCCACAUGCGCCACGUGUGCACCAACGUCGAAUCGACUACGGAGGAAGAUUCUGUCGAUUCCGAUCUAUCAGACACGGCGGAAUUCGAUGAUAUAUAAGAGAUAUCUCCUUCCUGUCUUUUAUACACUUUAUAUUUGCAUUGUUAUUCUGAGGAUACUACCAAGCCUGGUCACAUACAUAUUCUAUUAUAAUUAUCACUAAAUACAGAUACAGCUUACAGAUCAGAUCAGCUUACUUCUAAGCUUAAUGGCCUACCAUUUACAGGAAUAUACCGAACAUAGUUUAUAUACAAAUGAAAAUCAGAUUAAACAUAAUUUUGGCUUCUACAAAAAAA
This is a messenger RNA of Drosophila pseudoobscura, 5297 nucleotides long. RefSeq names its product Sister of Yb (gene SoYb). Gene Ontology annotation, biological process: germ-line stem cell division. The coding region runs from base 661 to 5061 and encodes 1466 amino acids. The transcript has 4 exons. The record is from RefSeq and is a predicted model, not a curated record. Lineage: Eukaryota; Metazoa; Arthropoda; Insecta; Diptera; Drosophilidae.